This is a messenger RNA of Dreissena polymorpha, 2320 nucleotides long. RefSeq names its product heat shock cognate 71 kDa protein-like. Lineage: Eukaryota; Metazoa; Mollusca; Bivalvia; Myida; Dreissenidae. Gene Ontology annotation, cellular component: plasma membrane; nucleus; cytosol. Gene Ontology annotation, molecular function: misfolded protein binding; ATP-dependent protein folding chaperone; heat shock protein binding. Gene Ontology annotation, biological process: protein refolding; vesicle-mediated transport; cellular response to unfolded protein. The record is from RefSeq and is a predicted model, not a curated record.
UGGCGUUUUUGAUUGGUUUAAAAGUUCUGGAAUGUUCUUGUAACGUCAUAUCCGCCGGCGUGCCCAUGUUCUCUUUAGUCGAGGCAUAGGACCGAACCAAACGGGUAACAAAGAAGAAAAAGGCUCAACAUUUUUGACCGAGUUCUCUAAAAGAAAAAAGAACCAUGGCAAAGGCUCCAGCAGUUGGUAUUGAUCUGGGCACAACAUAUUCCUGUGUCGGUGUAUUCCAACAUGGCAAAGUAGAAAUUAUCGCCAAUGAUCAGGGUAACAGAACAACCCCCAGCUAUGUUGCCUUCACAGACACUGAAAGGCUUGUUGGAGAUGCAGCUAAAAACCAGGUUGCAAUGAAUCCAACAAACACUGUAUUUGACGCCAAAAGAUUGAUAGGAAGAAAAUUUGAAGAUGCCACUGUCCAGUCUGAUAUGAAGCACUGGCCAUUUGACGUUGUAAGUGAUGGUGGCAAGCCUAAGCUGAGAGUUGAUUACAAGGGUGAACAGAAGUCUUUUUUCCCAGAAGAAAUUUCUUCAAUGGUUUUGAACAAAAUGAAGGAAACUGCAGAGGCCUUCCUUGGCAAGACGGUUACCAAUGCUGUGAUUACUGUACCUGCGUACUUCAACGACUCUCAGAGACAGGCUACUAAAGAUGCUGGCACCAUUUCCGGUAUGAAUGUUCUCCGUAUCAUCAAUGAGCCCACAGCAGCUGCCAUUGCCUAUGGCUUGGACAAAAAGCGUGAAGACAAGGUCGGAGGUGAAAGAAAUGUGCUCAUCUUUGACUUGGGUGGCGGUACCUUCGAUGUGUCAAUUCUGACGAUAGAAGACGGUAUUUUUGAAGUGAAGUCCACAUCUGGUGACACUCAUUUGGGUGGUGAGGAUUUCGACAACCGAAUGGUGAACCACUUCAUCCAGGAGUUCAAGAGAAAACACAAGAAGGAUAUGAGCGACAACAAGCGUGCAGUACGUCGUCUUCGCACAGCUUGUGAGAGGGCAAAGAGAACUUUAUCAUCUAGCACACAGGCCAGCAUUGAGAUUGAUUCCCUCUAUGAUGGUGUUGAUUUCUACACAAGCAUCACCAGAGCCAGAUUUGAGGAGCUUAAUGCGGAUCUCUUCAGAGGCACACUGGAACCAGUUGAAAAAGCUUUACGUGAUGCCAAAAUGGACAAGGCUGGUGUCCAGGACAUCGUCCUAGUCGGUGGCUCUACUCGAAUUCCAAAGGUCCAGAAACUCCUGCAGGACUUCUUUAAUGGAAAGGAACUAAACAAGAGUAUCAACCCUGAUGAGGCCGUCGCCUAUGGUGCAGCUGUGCAGGCUGCCAUCCUCCAUGGUGACAAGUCUGAAGAGGUACAGGACCUCCUUCUGCUGGAUGUGGCCCCAUUGUCUCUGGGUAUUGAGACUGCUGGAGGUGUGAUGACCUCACUGAUCAAGAGGAACACCACCAUUCCAACCAAGCAGACACAAACAUUUACAACUUACUCAGACAACCAACCUGGUGUGCUCUUCCAGGUGUACGAAGGUGAGAGAGCCAUGACCAAGGACAACAACCUGCUUGGAAAGUUCGAGCUGACCGGAAUCCCACCUGCACCCAGGGGUGUGCCACAAAUCGAGGUGACCUUUGAUAUCGAUGCCAACGGUAUCCUCAACGUCACUGCUGCGGACAAGAGCACUGGCAAAGAAAACAAGAUUACCAUCACCAAUGACAAGGGUCGCUUGAGCAAGGAGGAGAUUGACCGCAUGGUGAAUGAUGCCGAGAAAUACAAGCAAGAAGAUGAAAAACAGAAGGAGCGCAUCACCGCCAAAAACCAGCUCGAGAGCUACUCAUUCAACAUGAAGACCACCGUAGAGGAUGAGAACAUGAAGGGAAAGAUCAGCGAGGAUGACAAGAAGACCAUCUUGGACAAGUGCAACGCAAUCAUUGCUUGGAUGGACAGCAACCAGCUGGCUGAUAAGGAGGAGUAUGAACACAAGCAGAAGGAGUUGGAGGGUGUGUGCAACCCAAUCAUCACCAAGCUCUACCAGGCAGGAGGGGCUCCACCUGGGGCUGGAGGUAUGCCACCAAACUUUGGUGGAGCUGGGGCACCCCACGGCGGUGGUCAAAGUGGAGGAUCCAGUGGCGGACCCACCAUCGAGGAAGUCGAUUAAUUUGAAAUUGGUGUAUGUUGCCCAUUAGAUCAAAAUGACAUGAAAAAUGUUCCUUUGCAAUCAAGAACAAUUCUUCUAUGUUAUUUAUUCGAACAUUUAUUCACCACCUAAGUAAGUCAUUGCCAUCAGUUUGUUACCAUCAUUACGUAAAUUAUUGUGAUCAUGAUUAAAAAUGUUGAGCCAUA